ACAAUGUAAAAAAAAAAGAAAACGUCAUUAUUGCGCGACACCGCGCAGCUCCACGCCCCCAAACAGCGCGACAUUACCGUGCCUCCUUCCUUCUCAGCAGGUGUCACACAGGUGGCAGUUAAAAGACAAGCUCAUGGCUAUGGCAGCAGAGCCAGUGCCAGAUGCAGUCUGGGACGAACGCCAGGCCUAUGAAGAGCUCCUGUACUGGGACAGCCUGAUACAGCGAGGCCAUCGCCUGCUACCACACGACUUUGACAGAUAUGAGGAGCUACGCUACUGGUAUGACUGUCUCUGUUACGAGGAGGAGCUGAGGCAGUACGAUGAGUACAUCGCAGCCAUACAGGAGAUUGAGGAGAACCGACCCCAAACUGAGGCCCCUCCGGUGCGCACGCCUCCCAUGCGUAUCUUUGUGAGCGACGACCGCCACAUGAUGGCGAAGCACGCGGCGGUGUACCCAUCUUCUGAGGAGCUGGAGGCGGUGCAGACAGUCAUCUCCCACGUGGAGUGUGCCCUCAAGACCGUCUCCGACCUGCUGGAUGUGGAGGCCGGAGUCGGUGUGGCGCCUGUACCUGUGGAGGGGGCAGAGAAGAGUGAGGUGGCUCCCCCUCCAGAGCGUAUCCUACGUGGGGUGAUGAGGGUGGGCCUGGUGGCCAAGGGCCUGCUGCUGAAGGGAGACAUGGACCUGGAGCUGGUGCUGCUCUGCACUGAGAAACCCACCGUCACCCUGCUCAAGAAGGUGGCUGAGAACCUCUCCACCCAGAUUGAGCUCGUCACAGAGGACAAGUAUGAGGUCACCCAGAUCCCAGAGGAGGCGGAGAUUGUGAUCAAGAGCAUCAAGGAGCCCGUCCUGACCCUAACCAUUCACCUGACCUCCCCCAUGAUACGCAUGGAGGCUGAGCCAGAGGGUGCCGGACUAACGGUCGACAGCGAUGCGCCGGCGGACGUUCUGGACAGGCAGAAAUGCCUAACUGCCUUGGCAUCUCUCCGCCACGCCAAGUGGUUCCAGGCUAAGGUCAACGACCUGAAGUCGGCCGCCAUCGUGAUCCGUAUCAUGAGAGACCUGUGUAACCGCGUCCCCACCUGGGCUCCACUCAGAGGAUGGCCUUUAGAGCUGCUGUGUGAGAAGGCCAUUGGAACAUGCGAUCGGCCAAUGGGAGCAGGAGAGUCUUUCCGCAGAGUUCUUGAGUGCUUGGCGUCUGGAAUCCUGAUGGCCGAUGGUCCGGGUAUCAAGGACCCUUGUGAGAAGGAGAAGGUGGACGCCAUCAGCCACCUGGACACUCAGCAACGUGAGGACAUUACACAGAGUGCCCAGCAUGCCCUAAGGUUGUCUGCGUUCGGACAGCUGUACAAGGUGCUAGGGAUGGAUUCCCUGCCUGCCAGGGAACCAAGGAGGACCAUAGGACCAGGUCUCAGAAACUACGGUUCUCAGAUCCUGGCCAGUUCCACCUACCCUCCCAAGAGACCUCAUGAUGCCGCGGACAAAGGGGGAGAUGACAGCAAGAAGAGGAAGUCUCAGAAGUUCCAGAAAUAUCCAAAAUUUCCUAGGAAGUCGUCCACAGAAGAGAAGCCCGGGGACUCUCCUAUGGCCAUGAACGCCCUGAUGCGUCUCAACCAGCACAAGCCUGGUCUGCAGUACCGUCUGACGGGUCAGAGCGGUCCAGUGCACUUCCCGGUGUUCACCAUGUCUGUAGACGUGGACGGCGAUACAUACGAGGCCUCAGGGCCGUCCAAACGCACCGCCAAACUCCACCUAGCUGCCAAGGUCCUGCAGAAGUUGGGCCUGCCCACUGGGCGGAUGUGAAGAUUGAACCAGGCGAAGAGGGAGGAGCCAACGUACCAUCCACACCUACAGCAAGUGAUGCGUCCAUGGCAUCUGACGAGAACGGUCCCAUCCUCACUAAGCACGGGAAGAACCCAGUGAUGGAGCUGAACGAGAAGAGACGCAGCCUGAAGUACGAGCUCUCUGCUGAGACCGGGGGCAGCCAUGACAAGUGCUUCGUCAUGGAGGUCAGUCAGU
Oncorhynchus kisutch (coho salmon) is the source of this 2017-nucleotide messenger RNA. RefSeq names its product interleukin enhancer-binding factor 3 homolog. The transcript is spliced from 15 exons. Lineage: Eukaryota; Metazoa; Chordata; Actinopteri; Salmoniformes; Salmonidae. The coding region runs from base 134 to 1801 and encodes 555 amino acids. Gene Ontology annotation, molecular function: double-stranded RNA binding; single-stranded RNA binding. The record is from RefSeq and is a predicted model, not a curated record. Gene Ontology annotation, cellular component: precatalytic spliceosome.